Messenger RNA from Protobothrops mucrosquamatus (brown spotted pit viper), 3036 nucleotides. RefSeq names its product Rap guanine nucleotide exchange factor 1 (gene RAPGEF1). The transcript has 22 exons. Gene Ontology annotation, molecular function: guanyl-nucleotide exchange factor activity. Gene Ontology annotation, cellular component: plasma membrane. NCBI's taxonomy places the organism in Eukaryota, Metazoa, Chordata, Lepidosauria, Squamata, Viperidae. Gene Ontology annotation, biological process: Ras protein signal transduction; positive regulation of GTPase activity. Bases 1 to 3036 code for a protein of 1011 amino acids. The record is from RefSeq and is a predicted model, not a curated record.
AUGGUUGUCCAGUCUACUUUGAAGACCUACUCUCAGCGCUCUCAUCUCUCUUCAUUCACCAUGAAGCUGAAGGACAAGUUCCACUCCCCCAAAAUAAAAAGGACGCCCUCUAAGAAAGGAAAGCAGCCUGACCUAGUGGUGAAAUCCCCCGAGAAGGUUGUGAACAAGAACUUGAGUUGGCUGGAAGAGAAAGAGAAGGAUGUAGUGAGCGCCCUGCGUUAUUUUAAGACCAUCGUGGACAAAAUGGCCAUUGAUAACAAGGUGCUGGAGAUGUUGCCAGGAUCUGCCAGCAAAGUUCUGGAAGCCAUCUUGCCUCUGGUUCAGACGGACCCACGGAUUCAGCAGAGUUCUGCCAUCACUUCCUGUUACAGCCGAGUGUAUCAGAGCUUGGGAAAUUUGAUUCGGUGGUCCGAUCAGGUGAUGCUCGAAGGCAUCAACUCUGAAGACAAAGAGGUGGUGAACACAGUCAGGGGGGUUAUCAAGGCGGUUCUGGAUGGAGUUAAGGAGCUGGUGAAACUCACAAUUGAGAAGCAGGAACACCCAUCUCCCACCAGCCCAGUCAAGCCCACCUUACCUGUGUCUACAGCAGACAGCCAGUUGGAGCUUCCCUUGACGGAUCGUGAGAUGGAGAUUCUCAACAAGACGGCCGGGAUGACGCCGAGCACAGAAGUGUUGCCAGAUGCCCCGGACGAAGAGAUUGCCCCACCGAAGCCCCCACUUCCUUGCAUCCGGGUCCCCGAAAACAGCCUUCCGCCAGCCUUGCCUCCCAAGAAGCGUCAGUCGGCACCAUCUCCUACGCGCGUGGCUAUCGUGGCCCCCAUGAGCCGAACGACCAGUGGCUCCAGUUUGCCCAUUGGAAUCAACAAACAGGAAUUUGAAAACGAUUGCUACCCCCAGCGGAGGCUCUCGGGGGGCAGCCAGUCCUACGGAGGGGAAUCUCCCCGCCUCUCGCCGUACAGCAGCAUGGGGAAGUUGAGCAAAUCAGAUGAGCAACUGUCCUCGUUGGAUUGCGACAGCGGGCAGUGCUCGCACAACACAAGCUGUGAAACGUUAGAUCAUUACGAUCCUGAUUACGAGUUCUUGCAGCAGGAUCUCUCAAACACGGACCAGAUCCCCCAGCCAGGACUUGGCGUGCUCAGCCCUUUACCGGAGGGCCUGCGGGAAACUGCCUCUCCAUUCCUCAGACAAUCUUUCCAGCUUCCGGAGAAUUGUAUCUCCUCAACCGCUGCGCCGGAUCUGCGCGAGAUCCCGCCAGCUCUUCCGGAGAAGAAAAGGAGAGGAACGGCGGCGUCUGCUUUUGACGUCUCCGGCUGUCGGGUCCUCCUGGAGAGGCACCCUUCGCAGUACGACAACAUUUCCGAGGAGGACUUAAGCGUCCCGCCGCUGUUGCCCUGGGUCUUCACCCCUUUUGCGGCUGUCCUGCCCUAUCAGCCUGGAAAGACGGCACCCCCUGUUGAAUUCCUUGCUGAUUUCUCCAGUCCCAACGCACCCAGGGAAUCCGAGGAACCCCCACCGCUGCCGGAGAAGAAAAACAAACACAUGUUGGCCUACAUGCAGUUUGUAGAAGACUACUCUGAACCUCAGCCUUCCAUGUUCUACCAAACCCCGCAGAACGAACACAUCUACCAGCAGAAGAACAAGCAUCUCAUGGAGGUCUAUGGCUUCAACGACUCUUUCAGCAGUGCAGACUCUGGCCAGGAUCUGGCCCCCCCACCGGCUCUCCCCCCCAAACAGAGACAACUGAGUGACAACGUUGGCGCGGCGGCAGGGGAGGGUGAAUACGUCAAUCUCUAUUCCUCGGGUCAAAGCAAUGGGGAGCUUCUCCCUUCCUACUCUGAAGGAGGUGACGAUGGUCCGGAUGUCCGUGGGGGCUCAGGAGACAUCCUGCUGGUGCACGCGACGGAGACGGCCACGGUGGAGGGGACGGUAAAAGACUUGGUGCUUUACUGCGAAGCCUUCUUGACAACUUACCGAACGUUCAUUUCGCCCGAAGAGCUGAUAAAAAAACUACAAUACCGGUAUGAGAAGUUCUGUCACUGUCCAGACAACAAUAAGAAACGAGUCAGCAAGAAUACUUUUUUUGUCCUGGUCCGAGUGGUGGAUGAAUUAUGUUUGGUAGAGCUGACCGAGGAGAUCCUGAAGCUGCUGAUGGAACUGGUCUUCCGCUUGGUCUGCAACGGAGAGCUGAGCCUCGCCCGGGUUUUGCGCAAAAAUAUCCUGGACAAAGUCAAUCAGAGGAAAAUGCUGCGUUACACCAACUCCAUCAAGCCUUUGGCAGCCCGAUGGGUGGCAGCGAGGCCUGGCACUCUCCAUGAUUUUCACAGCCACGAAAUUUCAGAACAGCUCACGCUCCUUGACGCCGAGCUGUUUUAUAAGAUUGAGAUCCCUGAAGUUUUACUCUGGGCAAAGGAACAGAAUGAGGAGAAAAGUCCCAACUUGACGCAGUUCACCGAGCACUUUAAUAAUAUGUCUUACUGGGUCCGUUCGAUAAUCAUGCAGCAGGAAAAGUCUCAAGACCGAGAGAGGCUGUUGCUGAAAUUUAUCAAAAUCAUGAAGCACUUACGGAAACUCAACAAUUUCAACUCCUACCUGGCCAUCCUCUCCGCGCUGGAUUCAGCCCCCAUUCGGCGUCUGGAGUGGCAGAAGCAGACCUCCGAGGGCUUAGCGGAGUAUUGUACUCUGAUUGACAGCUCGUCCUCCUUCCGGGCUUACCGGGCUGCUCUUGGUGAGGUCGAACCCCCUUGCAUCCCUUACUUGGGCCUGAUCCUGCAAGACCUGACUUUCGUGCACCUGGGAAACCCCGACUACAUCGACGGCAAAGUCAACUUCUCCAAGCGAUGGCAGCAGUUCAACAUCCUGGAUAACAUGAGGCGGUUCCAGCAAGUGCAUUACGACAUCAAACGCAACGAUGACAUCAUCUCCUUUUUCAACGACUUCAGCGAUCAUCUGGCCGAGGAGGCCUUGUGGGAACUGUCACUCAAAAUCAAACCCCGAAACAUCACGCGGCGGAAAACAGACCGGGAAGAGAAGACUUAG